Messenger RNA from Arvicola amphibius (Eurasian water vole), 1149 nucleotides. It is a transcript of the gene Acta1, whose product is annotated as actin alpha 1, skeletal muscle. Lineage: Eukaryota; Metazoa; Chordata; Mammalia; Rodentia; Cricetidae. Gene Ontology annotation, cellular component: actin filament; stress fiber; striated muscle thin filament. Bases 16 to 1149 code for a protein of 377 amino acids. The record is from RefSeq and is a predicted model, not a curated record. Gene Ontology annotation, biological process: skeletal muscle thin filament assembly. The transcript is spliced from 6 exons.
CAGAAACUAGACACCAUGUGCGACGAAGACGAGACCACCGCCCUCGUGUGUGACAACGGCUCUGGCCUGGUGAAAGCCGGCUUUGCCGGGGAUGACGCCCCCAGGGCUGUGUUCCCAUCCAUUGUGGGCCGCCCCCGACACCAGGGUGUCAUGGUGGGUAUGGGUCAGAAGGACUCCUACGUGGGCGAUGAGGCCCAGAGCAAGCGAGGUAUCCUGACCCUGAAGUACCCCAUCGAGCAUGGCAUCAUCACCAACUGGGACGACAUGGAGAAGAUCUGGCACCACACCUUCUACAAUGAGCUUCGCGUGGCCCCUGAGGAGCACCCGACCCUGCUCACCGAGGCCCCCUUGAACCCCAAAGCUAACCGCGAGAAGAUGACCCAAAUCAUGUUUGAGACCUUCAACGUGCCUGCCAUGUAUGUGGCCAUUCAGGCGGUGCUGUCCCUCUACGCCUCCGGCCGUACCACCGGCAUUGUGUUGGAUUCUGGGGACGGUGUCACCCACAAUGUGCCCAUCUAUGAGGGCUAUGCCCUGCCACACGCCAUCAUGCGUCUGGAUCUGGCCGGACGUGACCUUACUGACUACCUGAUGAAGAUUCUCACCGAGCGUGGCUAUUCCUUCGUGACCACAGCUGAGCGUGAGAUCGUGCGCGACAUCAAAGAGAAGCUGUGUUAUGUGGCCCUGGACUUCGAGAAUGAGAUGGCCACCGCUGCCUCCUCCUCCUCCCUGGAGAAGAGCUACGAGCUGCCCGACGGGCAGGUCAUCACCAUUGGCAAUGAGCGUUUCCGUUGCCCGGAGACGCUUUUCCAGCCCUCCUUCAUCGGCAUGGAAUCCGCGGGGAUCCAUGAGACCACCUACAACAGCAUUAUGAAGUGCGACAUUGACAUCAGGAAGGACCUGUACGCUAACAACGUCAUGUCAGGAGGUACCACCAUGUACCCUGGUAUCGCUGACCGCAUGCAGAAGGAAAUCACAGCUCUGGCUCCCAGCACCAUGAAGAUCAAGAUCAUCGCCCCCCCUGAGCGUAAGUACUCAGUGUGGAUCGGCGGCUCCAUCCUGGCCUCGCUGUCCACCUUCCAGCAGAUGUGGAUCACCAAGCAGGAGUACGACGAGGCCGGCCCAUCCAUUGUGCACCGCAAAUGCUUCUAG